This is a messenger RNA of Medicago truncatula (barrel medic), 1612 nucleotides long. Its product is annotated as probable trehalose-phosphate phosphatase C. The record is from RefSeq and is a predicted model, not a curated record. Gene Ontology annotation, molecular function: trehalose-phosphatase activity. Bases 100 to 1239 code for a protein of 379 amino acids. Gene Ontology annotation, biological process: trehalose biosynthetic process. Lineage: Eukaryota; Viridiplantae; Streptophyta; Magnoliopsida; Fabales; Fabaceae. The transcript is spliced from 10 exons.
UAGAGGAAUAAGCCACCACACCAUAACACACCCAUCUCUCUGUUCUUCUCUGUCUUUUCCCUCUCUAGUUUUUUUUCUUAUUCUCAAUUUCUCAUAACAAUGACUAACCAGAAUAUGUUGGGAAAGUCACGUGUGAUUGUGAAUGAGAAGAUAUUGGAAUUAGCAAUGUCGAUUUCAAACUCUAAUGUUUUACCAAGAACUUCAAUGCCUGAAUUAAUGGCUUUGUUUGAUGGGCUUUUAGGCCAGCGCAAAAACAAUCUCAUUAAGCCUUUGGAAGAUGAUAAUGAUCACAAAGGAGCAACUAAAGUUAACGCGUGGAUUGAUUCCAUGAGAGCUUCAUCUCCUACUCGAACCAGACACGAUUCAGAAAAUCGUGACCAGACUCAUUGGACUCUUUUCCAUCCUUCUGCGUUGAACAUGUUCAGUAAAAUAAUGUACAAUACAAAUGGGAAACAAAUUGUUGUUUUUCUUGACUAUGAUGGAACUCUCUCCCCAAUUGUAGCAGAUCCAGAUAAAGCCUACAUGAGCAAAAAGAUGAGAGUGACAUUGAAGGACAUAGCAAGACAUUUUCCCACUGCCAUUGUUAGUGGAAGGUGCUUAGACAAGCUAUUUAGCUUUGUAAGGUUGGCUGAAUUAUACUAUGCUGGAAGCCAUGGGAUGGAUAUUAAGGGUCCAACAAAUAGGAGAAGCACUAAAAAAGGUAAUAAUGAUGGGGUACUUUUGCAGCCUGCUAGUGAAUUUUUGCCCAUGAUCAAUGAGGUUUAUAAGAUCUUGGUGGAGAAAACAAAGUGUGUUCCAGGGGCUAUGGUGGAAAAUAACAAGUUUUGUUUAUCUGUGCAUUUUCGGAACGUUGACGAAAAGAGUUGGGAAGCAUUGGGUGAACAAGUAAGCUUAGUGAUGAAUGAUUACCCAAAACUAAAGCUAACACAAGGGAGAAAAGUGUUGGAAAUUCGACCAAUUAUUAAAUGGGACAAAGGAAGGGCUCUUGAAUUUUUGCUAGAGUCACUUGGUUUUGCAAAUUCUAAAGGAGUAUUUCCAAUCUAUAUUGGUGACGAUAGAACCGACGAAGAUGCUUUUAAGGUUUUACGCAAUAGGGGCCAAGGGUGUGGGAUUCUUGUUUCAAAAAUUUCAAAAGAAACUAAUGCUUCUUACACUUUGCAAGAUCCAUCUGAGGUUGGAGAAUUUUUGCGGCAUUUGGUGGAUUGGAAAAGAACAAGUUCUCGUUCUCACAAGUUGUAGAGAGAGCUAGGAAUCUAUAAAUGAGUUUAGGGAUUUGACACCGACCCAAGAAUCUGGUCAAGGGGUAGUUAAAAUGGCAUCCCUUGUUUGAAAAUAGGAAAAUAGUACAUUUUAUUGUUCCAUAAUUUUAAUAUUUUAGGGACUAGAAAGUCCAAAUAGAUUCUCUUUUUCUUUUUUUCCUUUUCUUGUUUCAAUGUAUAAUUCUAUUCUUGAUCUUUCACACGUUUGCAUGCGCAUGCGGAUAGUGAAAGACAUAUGUUUUAUGCCUCAUUUGUUAUAUGAGACAUUAUAACUUUCUUACUCUCUACUGUACUUAAUGUACGUUUGGCAAAUGUAAUACUCAUAAUGAAAAUUGCCAAUUUCAUCUUGAAAA